This is a messenger RNA of Fonsecaea pedrosoi CBS 271.37, 375 nucleotides long. RefSeq lists its product as uncharacterized. The coding region runs from base 1 to 375 and encodes 124 amino acids. The record is from RefSeq and is a predicted model, not a curated record. The transcript has a single exon. Lineage: Eukaryota; Fungi; Ascomycota; Eurotiomycetes; Chaetothyriales; Herpotrichiellaceae.
AUGAAUACGCAGCAACAGCUUCAACAUGACUUAGCCAUCACUCCAAAAACAGCCAAUCUCUUGAUCCAACUUGGUUAUACAUCAUAUCGCGACCUUCGCAAUCUUUCGCCAAACCAGAUCGUAGCUCAGCUCAAGACACUCCCUGAUAUUAUGCCCGCGCAGGCAGAGCAAUACCGACGGGGUUUGCGAAGGAUGGUCUGGCUAGCAACUCAAGAUAACCCCAGGGCGCAAGCUCAGUUAUAUCCGAAUUGGACCCAGAAAGCGCUCAAAGGGCGUGGUUUGUGGAGAGACGAUAUCGAUUACGACGGGCUUAGCGGAGAUGAAGUCAAUCAACUCCAUCAUGAGAUAAAAGACAGGGAGUUUUCGAUUGGCUAG